AUGGAAAGUGAUUUUGAGCUAGAGGAAAACGACUUCCUUGAAAGCUUCAAAGGGACUACUCUGGAGUCUCUAAAUCCAGACUCAUGGAACAACAUCCCAUUCUGCCUCAUACAGGGUAUAAAGUGAUGUAAGGAGAGCUGCUUAGCCUCUAUUCAGAACUUAGAGGAUCUGAGCCAUAAGAUGGAUAGGACCAAUAAUCAGCUGAAGAACACGAACCAUGUGCUUACUAACCAACUGAUGACUGCUGAGUCUAAACUGAUGACCAAGAUUGAGGAUCUUGAGCGGUACGCUAGGAAGAUGAUCAACGAAUCUAUUGGCCUAGUCACUAGUAAGUCAGAGUACAUUGAAAUCCUCUCUGCUGAAGUCAAGAAAAAGAUGGACAAGGUCACAGGCCAAGUAGAAGCCAAGCUUGAUGAUAUCUUUGGUAAAGAGGAGCUUAAGACUUUUGUAUUUGAUCAGAUUAAGGAAAAUCUUGAAAAUGUAGUUAUAAAAUCCUUACAACAGCAGAAGGAAGAACUUGUACAAAUGCUGGUACGAACAGUGCAAGUACAAGGCCUCAUUGGUCCACAGAUGCAAUAUGAAGAGUUCAAAGACUGGAUCUUGGCGGUUCAGGCUAGAUUUGAAGUUCUAGAGCAACAGCAGGUUGAUGGGUUUAAACAGGUUAGAGAAAAAGUCGAUAAAGGGGUUGAAACUGCUCAGCAAGAGCAAGAGGAAUAUCGGAAAACCAAUGAUGAUAGGCUAAAACAGCUUGAAGAGAGCUUGGAGGGAAUGGUUAUUGAGAAUAAACAGCAAAAUCAGAAGUAUAGAAUUCAUAAUAAUUUUAAUUACAGGGAUAACAUUAAGAAAGAAAUUUCUGAAUUAGAAAAACAAUUUGAAGAAAGGUUACAAUCUAUAAAGAAAGACCUAUUGUCUGAGAAUCAAAAGAGAAUGCGUACUCACACUUAUAUAAAUACCAAAUUACAAGCUCUAGACACCCAAAUCACCCAUCUCAAAGAGCAUGAGAUCAUGAAUCUGGCCGAUUCAUCUAAGCAAUUCAAUGAAAAGAUAAAUUCUCUAGAGUCUACUAUUGAAGCUGUCUCUAAACGUAACCAGAAGUAUAAUAAUGGGAAUUCCCAUGAAAAUUCUAACACUUCUUCACAAGAAAGUAGAAAUCAGGCUAAUGAAAAUAUUCCUGCUAGAAAUAGUUUUGAGCACCGAGAAACCGUCUUCAGCCAAUUCAAAAACAAGGAUCUCUCAAAAAGCAGCGAGACUGCCCAACCAGAAGUCUCCAAGCUGCCAGAAAGUCAUCGAUUUAGCAUGAAGAAUAACGUUUCACAGAAUUCUAAGAAUAUGAACGGAAACCAAAUAGCCUUUCUAAAAUAAAAAUGGAGAGAAGUACAUCGAUCCAAGCAAGAAGGAUUCUCAAAAAUUAAGGCAAGAUCUGACAAAGAAUUCACUCAGAGCUGGGGAUAAUGGUCAGAAGGAACAACUUCAAUUAAUCAAAGAGAACUCUUAUAUGAGUGAUCAUGUUGAGGGUUCAGGGCCUACUUCAGACUUGAAUGAAGGAUCUAACUUGGCUCCAAAGCAUAAGAAAGAAUCACAAAACUCGAAGCGUAACUUUGGGAACAAGUCUCUCAUCCCUUCUGAUCAAGAGAUUGAUGAUGAAGUUAUCCCAAAGAAAGCUCCUGUUGAAAUAACUGAUGAUGCAGUGCAAGAUUUCAUCUCAAAAAUGGCUAAGGAGCUCAAAAGAAAAAAGAAAUCUUCAGAUGGCAUCCAAAACGAUAUGUAUAUAAAAGAUGAGGAAGAAAAGCACCACAAAGCGAUGAUGCAGGACAAAUCACAGGUUUUGAUAAGCCCUCAUAAAAAGAAAAAGAGUAGGAAGCUCAAGCUCGCAGAAGUUAAUUCUCAACGUAGAGCUUUAAGACUAAAUGAGAUGCUCAAGAAUCCUGUGCCUAUAUCACAUAAGAGAUCUGUUUCAGGCAAAAGAAGAGAAGCUAUAGAUAACAGCUCAACCAGUUUUUCUGGCGCUGGGUUCAAAGUAGAUGCUAUGGGAUACCACCAGAAAGGAAAACAAGAGCUAGAUGAAAUUAUACAGAAUAAAAUUUUGAAACAGAAGAAUUAUAUGCGUGGUUCUACAGGGAUGCGCUCUAGAAGCAUAGUGGGAAUUCAGGAGAUUUCAGCUCCUUCAUUAAAUUUUCCACCAAUAAACAGAAGCAUUAAUCCUUCUCCUAAUCGACACUCCUCUUUUGAUGAAUCACCAGGAAGGAAUAAUUCUGUUGAACCGAGCCAGAAUCUAAAUAUUUCGAUUCCUGCUGUAAAGAACAGGAAGAAAAUAAAGAAGAGUAAAAAUAGUCAUAGAGCAAAAGGAAUGGCUCAAAACCUAAGUUUUAUGUCUCCUGUAGAAAACAAAGGGAUGACUAUUGAUAAUUUUGAGAGGAAAUACAUCACUAAUCUCAAUUCAAGGGUGGAGGCCAACCCUAGAGAACUACAACCAGAAACUAUCCAUAUGACAUUUGAAGGAAAUGACAGCCAGCAUGUGAAGAAUAGUUACAAGCAUAAGAAGUAAAACAG
Molecule: messenger RNA, 2550 nt
Organism: Moneuplotes crassus
Lineage: Eukaryota; Ciliophora; Spirotrichea; Euplotida; Euplotidae
Source: the annotation of a GenBank genome assembly